GUUCUUCAUUUUGUGAAAGAGGAUAUAUAAAGAGGUGUAUGAGUUUCUCAUCCCCUCAUUCCUUCACUUUCUUGGGGGCACAGGGUUCUCACUCAGUGACCCUUUAAUCUUUUUCAUCCCUUUCUGGUUUUUUUUUCUCAACCUGUUUCUGGUUUGCAGAGCCUCUUCUUGCAACCUUCAACCUUUUCUUUUUCUUCUUCUUCUCUCGGCUCGUCAUGGCUGGGGACAAAGGAAGCAUAACUCUGGAAGAGAUCAGGAACGAAACUGUUGAUCUGGAACGUAUUCCGAUUGAGGAAGUGUUUGAGCAAUUGAAAUGUACCAGGGAAGGUUUGUCCUCCACGGAAGGAGAGAACAGGCUUCAAAUAUUUGGACCCAACAAACUAGAAGAAAAGAAGGAAAGCAAGUUUCUGAAAUUUCUUGGGUUCAUGUGGAAUCCACUUUCAUGGGUCAUGGAGGCUGCAGCUAUUAUGGCAAUUGCUCUUGCAAAUGGUGAAGGGAAGCCUCCAGAUUGGCAAGAUUUUGUGGGUAUUGUGUGUUUGUUGCUGAUCAACUCCACUAUCAGUUUCAUAGAAGAAAACAAUGCUGGAAAUGCUGCUGCUGCUCUUAUGGCUGGUCUUGCUCCUAAAACAAAGGUUCUUAGAGAUGGUAAAUGGAGUGAGCAAGAAGCUGCAAUUCUAGUCCCGGGAGACAUAAUCAGCAUCAAGCUUGGUGACAUUAUUCCUGCUGAUGCUCGUCUUCUUGAGGGUGAUCCUCUUAUGGUUGAUCAAGCAGCACUGACUGGGGAAUCACUUCCAGUUACCAAGCAUCCAGGGCAAGAAGUGUUCUCUGGAUCAACUUGUAAACAAGGAGAAAUUGAAGCCGUUGUGAUUGCAACUGGUGUGCACACAUUCUUUGGAAAGGCAGCACAUUUAGUGGAUAGCACCAACCAAGUUGGACAUUUCCAGAAGGUUCUUACAGCAAUUGGGAACUUCUGCAUCUGUUCCAUUGCUGUUGGUAUGCUGGCUGAGAUCAUUGUGAUGUACCCAAUUCAGCACCGCAAGUACAGGGAUGGAAUUGACAACCUUUUGGUGCUCUUGAUUGGAGGAAUCCCCAUUGCUAUGCCUACUGUGUUGUCUGUGACAAUGGCCAUUGGUUCUCACAAGCUCUCUCAGCAAGGUGCCAUCACCAAGAGAAUGACUGCCAUUGAAGAAAUGGCAGGCAUGGAUGUCCUUUGCAGUGACAAGACAGGAACACUCACCCUCAACAAACUCACUGUUGACAAGAACUUAGUUGAGGUCUUUGCCAAGGGUGUCGACAAGGAUCAUGUCAUCCUUCUUGCUGCCAGGGCAGCCAGGACAGAAAACCAGGAUGCCAUAGAUGCUGCCAUUGUUGGAAUGCUGGCUGAUCCUAAAGAGGCAAGGGCUGGGAUAAGAGAGGUGCACUUUCUACCAUUCAAUCCUGUUGACAAGAGAACUGCUUUGACUUACAUUGAUUCUGAUGGAAAUUGGCACAGAUCAAGCAAAGGUGCACCUGAGCAGAUUAUGUCCCUGUGUAACCUCAGGGAUGAUGCUAAGAAGAAGGUGCAUGCUAUCAUUGACAAGUUUGCAGAAAGAGGGCUUCGUUCACUUGCUGUUGCUAGACAGGAAGUUCCUGAGAAAUCAAAAGAAAGUGCUGGUGCUCCAUGGCAGUUUGUUGGUUUGUUGUCACUGUUUGAUCCCCCAAGACAUGACAGUGCCGAAACCAUUCGCCGAGCUCUCAACCUUGGUGUCAAUGUUAAGAUGAUUACUGGUGAUCAACUUGCCAUAGCUAAGGAAACAGGAAGGAGACUUGGAAUGGGAACAAACAUGUAUCCAUCUGCUUCAUUGCUUGGUCAAGACAAAGAUGCAAGUAUUGCCGCACUCCCUGUAGAAGAGCUGAUUGAGAAGGCAGAUGGAUUUGCUGGUGUUUUUCCAGAGCACAAAUAUGAAAUCGUGAAGAAGUUGCAAGAGAGGAAGCACAUCUGUGGAAUGACUGGAGAUGGUGUCAAUGACGCUCCUGCAUUGAAGAAGGCUGAUAUUGGAAUUGCUGUUGCCGAUGCUACUGAUGCUGCAAGAAGUGCUUCUGACAUUGUCUUGACUGAACCCGGAUUGAGUGUUAUUAUAAGCGCAGUCUUAACUAGCAGAGCUAUUUUCCAAAGAAUGAAGAACUAUACGAUAUAUGCAGUAUCUAUCACAAUCCGUAUAGUGUUUGGCUUCAUGUUCAUUGCACUGAUCUGGAAAUUCGACUUCUCCCCUUUUAUGGUUUUGAUUAUUGCCAUCCUGAAUGAUGGAACAAUCAUGACAAUUUCAAAGGACAGGGUUAAGCCAUCUCCCCUACCUGAUAGCUGGAAACUGAAAGAAAUAUUUGCUACUGGGGUUGUGCUUGGAGGUUACUUGGCACUGAUGACUGUUAUAUUCUUCUGGGCAAUGAGAGAGACUACUUUCUUCCCUGAUAAAUUUGGAGUUAGAGAUAUUCAUGACAGUCCAGAUGAAAUGACCGCUGCUUUGUAUCUACAAGUCAGUAUAGUUAGCCAGGCUUUGAUAUUUGUAACCCGUUCACGCAGCUGGUCCUUUGUUGAACGCCCUGGAUUGUUGCUAGUGAGUGCUUUCGUUAUUGCUCAGCUGAUUGCUACAUUAUUAGCAGUUUAUGCAAACUGGGGCUUUGCAAGGAUCAAAGGAAUUGGGUGGGGUUGGGCAGGAGUUAUAUGGCUCUACAGCAUUGUCUUCUAUGUCCCCCUUGACUUCAUGAAGUUCGCCAUCCGCUACAUCUUGAGUGGCAAAGCUUGGUUGAAUCUCCUAGAGAACAAGACUGCAUUCACCACCAAGAAAGACUAUGGUAAAGAGGAGAGGGAAGCUCAAUGGGCUCUUGCUCAGAGGACCCUUCAUGGACUGCAACCACCAGAAGCUUCUAACAUCUUCAAUGAGAAGAGCAGUUACAGAGAACUUUCUGAGAUUGCUGAGCAAGCCAAGAGAAGAGCUGAAGUUGCAAGGCUUCGUGAGCUUCACACACUAAAGGGACAUGUUGAGUCUGUGGUGAAGCUGAAAGGUUUGGACAUUGACACAAUCCAGCAGCAUUACACAGUGUAAUAAACAACAGAAGAACGUUGUAGAUAGCAAAAGGGCCAAAAUUGAAUGCUUUAAAGGAACGGAGAGACAAGGAUAAGGCCAAACUAUUUUUAUGCUUACUAGGUAGGGAGAGGAAGCCUGUGAUAUAUCCAUCUCUCUCAGUCUGUUUAUCUUUUUUUCAUGUAUUUUCAGAUGUUUUAGUCUAAAUUUUUUGCUUUGAUGCUUGGGGAAAAGUGGUGUUACCUUCAAUCCUUGUUUUUCAUAUGCUUUUGAGUCCUUCCUCAACCAGGGUUGUAAUGUUUGAUUUGUCGCUUUAAAGUGGCAGUGACUAGACAAUGAGCUUAUUGGGAAUUUUGUGGUGGGAGAAUAAGAGUUUAUGAAGCUUUAACGGCAUCAUGCAAAAUUCAAAAUUUGAAA
This is a messenger RNA of Vigna unguiculata (cowpea), 3479 nucleotides long. RefSeq names its product plasma membrane ATPase 4. Gene Ontology annotation, cellular component: membrane. Gene Ontology annotation, molecular function: ATP hydrolysis activity; P-type proton-exporting transporter activity; ATP binding. Gene Ontology annotation, biological process: proton export across plasma membrane. NCBI's taxonomy places the organism in Eukaryota, Viridiplantae, Streptophyta, Magnoliopsida, Fabales, Fabaceae. The record is from RefSeq and is a predicted model, not a curated record.